AUGUGCGUAUGUAUCAGAUCAUAGAUAGACAAUGAAUAUAUUUAAAAAAUCUCGAUCAAGAUCUCCUUCUUUUGAGAUUCCAAAAUUAUGUUUUCCGCUUCAGAAACAAAAGCGAUCCACGUCAGUUGACUGUCCUGGUCCUAAGGAGACUAAACUACAAGUGCCCUUUGAAAACAGAGGCAGAUCAUCGAGUUUUGAUGCAAGUAGCCUUCAGCAAAAUAGUCUAGACUUGUUACAAGUUCCAUUUCCUGGUGAUCAUUCCAUUGACAAUUCGACCUGGAGUGCAUCAUCCGAUGAAAAUAUUUCAGAUAAGGAAUAUGGUAAAAAUCUUAAGUUACCGAAAUAUCAAAAAAGGAGAUCAUCCUUGGACAUUCCUAGACUAUGUAUGCAUUGCCUACAUCUUGAAACAAUAGCUCAGGAAAAUAAGAUACGUGACGAAAACAAUGCAGAUAAACCAAAUGUUCAGUUUGGACGUUCUCGGAGUUUCAGUGAUUGUUCGUCAACAGAUCUUUCAGAUCUAGAGGAUACUCAAUCUAGUGAUGGAGAAAGUGAUAAAGACUUUGAUCCUCCAAUUAUUAUUCGGCCACAUUCACCAAGUCCUUCUCCAAGUAAAAGUAGUGGUAAAGAUUAUAAAAAUGUGGUCACCUUACAUGUUCCUGUGGUUAAACAAAGAUCUUCAUCUGUAGAUGCAGCUUACAUGGCUAUUCCCAUCCCAAGUCCUGAAAAACAUCGUAAAGGAUCUUUGGAUGAUCGACGUUUGGAUGUACCUAAACAGAUGAGAUCAAGUUCCGUUGAUGUAGCUUUUCCAACAGAGGAUGAUGCUUCAUAUAAAGCUAUAACUCAUACAGGAAAACAGAGAGCGAUAGCAAAAAAUUCAUAUGUUCACACUCCAACACACUACCUUCAUCCCAGCCACGCUGAAUAUGGAUAUAAACGACGAGAAUUACGAUCCACAGUUGAUUGGUCGGAUCAAGCUAUUAACUGUGAUCAUUUAUGGGUGGAAACCAAUGCUUCAGGGGAUUUAUGUUAUGCUAUGGACCCAGAUUGCUUGAAAACUGGUCCUAGAAAAAAAUGUAUAGCAUGUAAAAUAGUAGCACACACUGCGUGUAUAGCUCUUUUAGAACAGAAAAAUUUACGUUGUAAACCAUCAUUCCGUGAAGCUGGUGUUAGGAACUAUCGAGAACAAACGUUCAUGAGACACCAUUGGGUUCAUCGGCGACGUCAAGAGGGGAAAUGUAAACAGUGUUCAAAGUCUUUCCAACAACGUUUUGCUUUUCAGAGCAAGGAUAUAAUAGCCAUAAGCUGUUCUUGGUGUAAAGCAGCUCAUCAUAACAAGACAACAUGCUUUAUGAUGCAACAGAUUGAAGAACAAUGUACACUCGGAAUACAUGCUGGCAUAAUCAUUCCACCAUCUUGGAUUAUCAAACUUCCAAAAAAAGGGUCUUUCAAAUCUUCAAUACGUGCCAGUAAAAAGCGGAAAGCGUCAUUAAAGAAACGACGGAGUAGAGAUGAUGCCAAACCAUUUAUUAUUAAACCCAUUCCUUCACCAUUAUUAAAACCUCUUCUUGUUUUCAUCAAUCCCAAAUCUGGGGGAAACCAAGGAGCAAAACUCAUGCAUAAAUUCUGUUGGUUGUUAAACCCUCGACAAGUGUUCGAUUUAGCUCAGGGUGGACCACGAUUUGGAUUGGAGUUGUAUAAGAAAGUGCCUAAUUUACGUAUUUUAGCCUGUGGUGGUGAUGGUACAGUAGGAUGGAUCUUAUCAACGAUAGAUGCCCUCAACAUCUCUCCUCCUCCCCCAGUUGCUGUAGUACCUAUAGGUACUGGCAAUGAUCUGGGAAGGACACUCAAUUGGGGUGGUGGCUAUACAGAUGAACCUAUUUCUAAAAUAUUAUGCAAUGUAGAGGAGGGGCAAGUUGUGCAGUUAGAUAGAUGGAACUUAGAAGUUCAACCAAGUACCACAACAGCAGAAGUAGAAACAGAAGAAGGUUUAAUGGAUACAUUACCUCUUAAUGUCUUUAAUAAUUAUUUCUCUCUUGGAGCAGAUGCUCAUGUAGCCUUAGAAUUUCAUGAAUCAAGAGAGGCAAAUCCAGAGAAAUUUAAUAGCAGAUUUAGGAACAAAAUGUUCUAUGCAGGGGCUGGUGGGAGAGAUUUGUUAAAGCGAAGCUGGAAGGGUUUUGCUGAUCAUAUCAAACUUGUCUGUGAUGGGGUUGAUUUAACUCAGAAAAUACAAGAUAUGAAAUUACAUUGCCUUUUAAUUCUUAACAUUCCAAGAUAUGCUAGUGGUACUCUUCCAUGGGGAAAUCCUAAUGCUGUAGGAUUUGAACAUCAACGACAUGAUGAUGGAUUUUUAGAGAUUAUUGGAUUUACAUACUCGUCAUUGGCUGCGUUAUAUGUUGGAGGUCAUGGUGAAAGAUUAAUGCAGUGUCGUGAGGUCAAACUAACAACAUACAAAUCCAUGCCUAUGCAAGUAGACGGAGAACCAUGUAAAUUACGACCAUCAUUGAUUCGGAUCAGUUUCCGAAACCAAGCCAACAUGGUGAUGAAACCAAAGAGAAGGGGCUCCAUGCCCAUUGCAAAUGAUCCUGAUUUUGCUUUUUUCAGUCGCCCUUCCGUUCCGGAACGAUUACGAAUCCAAGUGAGUCGUAUCAGCAUGACCGAUUAUGAGGUGUUACAUUAUGAUAAAGACAAAUUGAGAGAAGCUUCUAUUCCAUUGGGUAUAAUUGUUGUUGAGAAUAAUGCUGAUCUGGAGCAAGUAAGAGGACAAAUCGACAAGAUUCAGGAGAGUCUACUAAAUGGUGGUGAAUCUGGUAAUGAUAAUCAGGUGUUGUCUCCUAAAUGGUGCUUUCUUGAUUCCACAACAGCAGAGCGAUUUUUUCGGAUAGACAAAGCCCAGGAACAUUUACAUUAUAUCACCGAUAUAUCUUCUGAAGAUCUCUACAUUCUUGACCCUGACCUGGUCACAAGUUCAAAAUCAUCAGUUGUGAAGGUUGAAAAUGGUCAUUCAUUGCCAACCAAUGUUAAAAUAGGUGAAACUUACCAACCAGACCAAGAACACGAAAAUGGAAAUUUAAUUUUUCGUUUUUCAUUACCAGUGACACCACCAAAAUCUCCAAGUUGUACCACAAGCUUUCCCGGUAUUCUACCUAUACAUCGAAAUUUUGAAAGUUCAGAAAAUCUUCUUGUUCCGACUCAACCCGGCUCCAAUAACAGUUCAGAACCGGGCACACCCAAUUCACCGAGUGCUCAGUCAAAACAUUACCACUUUACAGCCGUUUCUAGUGCAACAGCUGAAAAUAAAGUCAACACCAAACCAUCACCAUUUGAUAAACUUUUGAUAGAUGCUGCAAAAAGAGGAGAUAUGCGGAAGAUGGUGGAAAUCUAUCAUCAUGGUGGUCAACUCUUAACAGCAGAUCAAUAUGGUAUGACAGCACUUCACCACGCAGCACGCUUCGGACAUAAAAAUAUUGUCACUUUCCUUAUUGCAAAUGCACCUCCUGUGAUAUUAGACAUGGUUGACCAUGAAAAAGGGCAAACGGCAUUACAUAAAGCAGCAUGGUAUCAAAGACGUACAAUCUGUCAUAUGUUAGUAGAUGCAGGAGCCUCUUUAACCCGGACAGAUUAUCAGGGUAAUACACCACGACAACAAGCUCUGAAGGCAGAAGAUAAAGAAUUAGCAGCCUAUUUAGAAAAUCAAGAACAUUUUCAGUUAGUAUCAUCUGAAGAUCAGGAGACAGCUGUUUAGUGUCAUCUAUUUUGAUCAGUUUGUGAUGUUUUUAACCAGGUGUUUAUAAUUUGCAAAUUCUGGAUUCAACCAGAACUGGAUUAGUAUGUGGAUAGUCCAUAAAAAUGAACCAUUUUGAUUUAGACGGACAUUGAUAUUUCAAGAAUUCUGAAAAGGAGAAAUUUGUUUACUGUUCUGUGUGUGUGUAAUAUUUAAAUGGAAGUGCUUCAGUAUUUAUUGAGAGAAUAUUUGAAUGAUCAGAUAGUGUGUGUCGGAAACACUAACAAAAUCAGUGGUUAGGGAACUAGAAAAAUAUAUGAAUUGUAUGUGUGUAGAAUGUAAACAUUUGAACUAUAUAUCUGGGUCUAGUUAUCUGAAAAGUAAUAGAUUGAUUAUGAGUUGAAAUCAGAAUUGAUUUGUGUAAUCUAAAUUCAAGACAAUUAAAAGGAUUAUUUUGAUUGUGCACGAUGUUGUUCUGUUGUCUAAGUGCCAUUGCCAUGGCCACGUUCACCUCUAUAGCACACACAUACCUCUCUGUGUCACCCUGCAUCAAUAUAGAUUUUAUAUAAAGCUUGUGUACAUUUCAUACAACAUCAGUUGUUUUCUUUUUAAUUCUCAUAUUCUUUUUAUUUUAAUGUUAAAUUAAGAUUUGCUGAUAGGGUUAAUAAUUAAAUUUCAGGGGUUUAGUGCUUCGGCCAAAACUGGGAUAUCAGGAGCUGGGUAAACACGUUUUGCUCUCUUGCAGAAUUUAUAAUUUAAAAAAAUAAAUAUUUCCCCCAAAGCCAAAGCUUUGCGUCAUUACUGACCAUAGUUCAUAUUAUUAUAUUGAUUUUUAUGUAUUUUUAACAUUAAUUCUAUGGAAGUUAUUAGUAGAGUCUAUAUGACAAACAUAAGAACUAUAUAUACAAGACAAAAUUUCAAAUUUUAAUAAACCACCAGCCGUUGAUUUGAUUAGCUGAGAAAUUUUAUCUUUCUGUGUCCAUUUACAUUCCAAAAAAUAAUGACAAAUUUUUGCGUUUUAAGAUUAUAAGAUGAUAAUGACGGACUAACUUUAAGUGAGAAUCUGGACCACUGUAAUGAUUAAAAAGUGUAAGUUAUUUAGAAAAAGAUUAUAUUCUGUGCAAUAUAUAUUUUCAGCUGUGAUUUAAUUGAUAAUUAUAAGUUCUGGUAAUAGGUCAGUUAAAAAAUGUUAUUCUUUAUUCAAAUUGCAUCUUUAUUACAACCACGAUGAAUUAUAGUAAAUUGUGUUUACAUAAGAAAUCUGAGGUUGUCUACAUUGAUCUGUGUUACUUAAAGAUACAUUAUGUAAGAAUUAGAUAAAGAGCUGGCUGUUCUUGGUAUAAUAGUUCAAGCAUAGAUAAUGAAAAAUGAAUAUAUUGAAAAAUUUAGUCAAAAUACUUUAUCCUGUCCGGGGUUUGAGUGUUCAAAGUUUUGACAAAAUGUAAGUAGAUUGUUUUUUAUCGUAUUAACGGCACUUGGCAGUCAAAAUUAAGUCUUGAUUAUCUAUUUUAUCGUUAACCUCUUAAAUGACAGCGGUGUUCUAAUCUACUUAAAAUCAGAAGCCAUCCCAUGGCCCAGAGGUUGAUAUGGGCUUGUCAUAUUAAUAAAUAUUUUAUAUAAUAAUUUAUAUUGCAUUGGAAGCCAGAAAAAAGACCUGCAAUAGGCAGAUUUAGUUCUUACAUAAUGCAUUUUUAAACCUGGGCAUUUUAUUAAUAAACCUGGGUUUUUAUUAAUUUGAAUUGCAAAUUAAAUACAUGUAAUACAUUUGUAUAGAAACAUAUUGAAUUAUGGUUGUAUAUAUAUUGUUGUCACCCACAUCUACCUGGCAAAUGUUCAUAGUCCACAGUUGCUUGAACUCAUAACCUCGCAUAGAGGGCUACGUUAUCAUCCGAUUGACUGGAUAUUAUACACAGUGUUUAAAUUCAUGAGAUGAAGAAGCCUAUUUAUUUGUAACGAUAUCCAAUAAUUACUGUUGGGAUCUAUCGCCCUUGAUCAAUUUGACAAAUCUUAUGAAAUACUUCAUAGGAUUUUACUCAAUUAUUAGUGUUCUUGUGAAUGCUUCAGUUACCUAGAAAAAAAAUAAAUAUCUGACAACCUUUGUGGACUGAUUACCUGGCAACCUCUCUUCAUUAAAUUUGACAUCUUUCAUUCAGUAUAGCCCACCAUGACUGCUUUGAUUAUGUCCCUAUUAAACGAAUCUCUGUUGAUCAGUUGUUAAUAUAAGUAUGGAGCCACACCAUCUUAUAAUGUAAGUGUUCUAUUUUAUGCUUAUUGAAAUUGAUUACAUUCUUUAAUUGAAAGGUUCAUCUAGUAAAUUGUUGAUUUUUGUUAUAUUUUUUUGGUUAUGAAAUGAUUGCUUGCUGUGUGCAUAAUUUAAUAUCAUUCAACACCCAGCGACAGCAAAUUGUGUUCAAACUAUUUUAGCUUUUUCAAACUAUUUGUUUUGCUGUUCAAAUCUAGGACUUUUUCCCCCUGUUAUAAGUAUCUUUGAUUUUUAAGAGUUACAAAGUGUUAAUAUUUACAACAUUUCCAGCAUACUUGAAGGAGUUGAAGCACCAACCAUGAAUUAACUAUCUAGUAAUUGAGUCAGGAUUUGGCUUAAAUUUGUAUUUUUGUAUUGUACAUUUAUAAUAUUCAGACCGAUUAUGUCUGACCUAUGUCAUAUACAUUUACUUAUGUUAACCAAAAGUUUAGCGGUUCUGAGUAUGCUUGUUGUUUUCACCGAAAUUAGUACAACCCUCUUGUUAAGUAUAAAUAAUACUUGACAGAUUUGGUUAUUUCAUAAUAUUGUGAUACAGUUGGAUAAAAGUUAUCGUGACAUGUCUGUAUUUUAUGAUAGUUCAGUUUUUUUUUGUGGUUGUGAGACAUAUUUAGAUCUAAUGCAAUGCAAAUUUUGUACGUUUGUUUGUUACUUUGUUUAAUGAUCAACCUGUUUUCAUAUAUUUGUUUUUCUGUAAAUGUUGCUAAGCAACUCUUUGUAACCAUCGUAAUGUUCAUCUUUGUUUUUAUGUCAGUAUAUGGACAGGGAAGAGAAAACAAACCUUCUUUGUAUUAAACACUAUUCCUAAUGGCUGCCAUGACCUAUCUUUAACCUAGCCUUAGCAACCAAUCACCUUCACCUUGAAGAUGUUGUUAUGCACAUGUAUCACCACGGUAAUGACAUAUAUUUGUUGGAAUGUUUUGUUCACAUUUUAAAGGAACCAGCAGAGCCUGGCAUAUACAUGUAUUGUAAAUAAGAAGUUAUUGAUUAUGUAAAAUUU
This is a messenger RNA of Patella vulgata (common limpet), 6981 nucleotides long. Its product is annotated as diacylglycerol kinase zeta. The record is from RefSeq and is a predicted model, not a curated record. The coding region runs from base 32 to 3742 and encodes 1236 amino acids. The transcript is spliced from 28 exons. Lineage: Eukaryota; Metazoa; Mollusca; Gastropoda; Patellidae. Gene Ontology annotation, molecular function: protein binding; ATP-dependent diacylglycerol kinase activity. Gene Ontology annotation, biological process: diacylglycerol metabolic process; lipid phosphorylation; intracellular signal transduction.